Molecule: messenger RNA, 2502 nt
Organism: Girardinichthys multiradiatus
Lineage: Eukaryota; Metazoa; Chordata; Actinopteri; Cyprinodontiformes; Goodeidae
Gene: and1
Product: actinodin1
Exons: 7
Coding region: 177-2078 (633 amino acids)
Source: RefSeq, a predicted model, not a curated record
UUAGUUCUUUCAGCCUGGCCAGACUGUAAGGAAAGCUGCAUCACACGGGUGAAGCAGGAGUCCCUGUUGUAAACAAAUCACACAGACAUCCGGAGUGUUUUAGGCCCCGUCGGCUUCUUCCAGUUCCAGACGGACACAACAGUCAAAAUAACCACAGGAGUGGAAGAAGUACAGUCAUGGCUGAACGGUGGAGGUUCUAUGGUGUGCUGAUCACCACCCUUCUGGUCGUGAUGCUGCUGCCCGCGUUCUUGUCUGCAGGGCCAGUUCUGCAGAAGUCCAAAAGAGAUGUGGGGGAAAGUAUCCAGGAAAAGGCAGAAGCUGCAGCUUUACACAGAAGGCUGAUCCGUAAUCGCAGGAAUAUCAGCUGGUACAAAGAGCACUCUGACUUCUGGGCCUGGUACAAGUACUUCACAGACAAUGGCAACCAGGAGGCAGUUCAGGAAAUGGACAAGAUCUACCUGGCCUAUCUCCAGAACAAGAACCGUGCUGAGGCGCGCCAGUCCUACAAGGCCUACUUGCGCCACUUGGGGGAGAUUUACAAGUCCUGCGCCAAUUCUGACGAUUCCAGCUGUGUGGCAUCUUAUACAACCAGGCCCAAAUCCAAACCAGAGCUCCCUAAACCAGCACCCAUAAAGACAUGUGACCCAACAAAGGAUGCUCACUGCUUGUAUAUGGCUCUAGUCCAGGGUAAGAGCCCCUACCUGCCCCUGGUGGUCCCAGUUGCCCCUGCAGCACCAGUCAAGGCCCCCGCUCCUUUGUAUGUUCGUGCUGCUGCUCAAGCGAAGGACCCAGCUUCAGGACAUUAUUACUAUGCUCCAUCUGCAGCAUCUUUCCUCACCAAGGAGCAGAAAGCUGAGCUGCUGCGUAUCUGCUCUGCUGAUGAUGUGGAGUGUAUGCAGUACCACCUCAGAGCUGCCUAUGGGUAUCGUACCUCUGCUGGAUCCCUCCCGUCGUACGGCCAUCUGGGCUGUGACCCCAAGAAAGAUCCUGCCUGCAAACCUAAACUAGUUCAAAAGGCCCCUUCUGGUCUCUACAUUCAGUACCCCAACUGUGAUCCACUCAGGGACCCCUACUGUGCCUAUGCUGCCUCUCUUGUGGCUCCGCGUGCCCCCAACCCCCCAGCACCCGCUGGUCCUGGAUCCUGCAACCCUCUUUUUGAAGAUAACUGCAACCCUCUGACUGCCACCAGAUUCUCCUCUCCCCCAGAGGAGUACAGAAGUAAUGAAAGAGAUGAAGCAGCUGCUAUUCGUGCAGCUCCUCCUCCUGCUGAGCAGAAUGACCCUUAUGCCAUGUAUAGGGAUGCUUAUGCUAAUGCUAACAGAGUUACUGAUCCAUACGCCAUGUACCGCCAGCAUCCAACCUCAGCCGCUCCUCAGUCUACUGACCCAUACAGCAUUAUUCGUCAAUUCAUGUCCCGAGCUCAGGAUAAUGACCCGUACGCCCCACGCAUUUCUGCUCCUGAAUCUAACCCUAAUGAUCCUUUCUCUGCUGUCCGGGAUGCCAUGAAUCGUCAGCGCUUUCUCUCACCCAGGCAGCAGUACCCGUUUUCCAAUCCCAGUUAUGAGGAGCCACCUCAGGAGGAGCAUCACCCUCUGGGACCUCCAGGUAAAACCAAAGAGGGCUAUGAUUGCUACAUUGGUUACGAUCGUGAAUGCUUCCCAGUAAGGCCCAGCCAACCUCGCUCCGGAGCUUCUCAUCGUACUCCCUUCCCCGCCGAGGCCUACCAACCCUACCAGAGCACAGAUAGUGCCCGCAGCGGUGUCCUGGAGCCAGACAACCCUCACUGCGACCCGGAGUAUGACCCUGACUGCCGCCUGCGUCGCUUCCAGCCACAACAACCCCAACCCGAACAUCACACCGAGGAGGAGCAUGGUCGGGGCACAGGAGAAUCAGAGCAGCACGGACAAGACCAGCAAGAGGCCGAGCCCUACCAAAGCGGUCAGGAGGAGCCUUAUAUGGCCUACCCGCCUCCCUCGCAGGGCAUGCCCAGCCUCCAGGACAUCCUCAGGAGUUACGGAGACCGCUUUCCCGAGCAGGAUGACCACAGAGCUUACUCAGACGACUAUCGCAAAAAGUAAAGGUGCGCAUGCAAACAGAAAGACAUAAAACACAAAGUCCCAUGCGUUCCUGUAGCUCAGACCUUGAACGCCUUAUGCAGCAAGCAACCUGCUCUGACUGGUCCGGAAAUGUGACAUAGGUCAAGUCUGUAGCGCUAAUGAGCAAGAACAUGCACAUAACGUCCAGAUAUAACCUCCGACUGAAGGAGCACGCUCAGAAACAUUGCUGAAAAUCGGUGGCUUUGUAUGACUUUUGAUGCUUCAAACCUAUUCAGUUCCUUUGUUUUCUGCCUUCAACCUCAUUCUCACACUAAUAAUUCCUUCAAACUUUGCUUCUGAAUCUAUGCUUUAAACAUUUUAAAGUUUUAUCUGUUGCUGUCAGUGAUGGAUUUUGUAAAGAUUGUUUUUCUUCAUUUUGAAUGUUCCAAUAAAAAACACUCUAGAA